AUGCUAUUUGAUUUGUUUAGCUUGUUUGGAGAACGUCCAUCGUGGGCAUUGCAUCCAAGAAGAUUUGAAGAGUCAAGUACAAACAACUUUGGAGGAAAAGUGAUUGCUCCUCAAUCGAUGCUUGUUGAUCUGGUGUCGUUCCAAAUCCAGCCGCCAUUUACAUUUGAAAUUUCUCAUUCGAACGGCAUUUACAAGACGCAUUGCGGGGUAAUUGAGUUUACAGGCACAGAAGGAGAAGUGCUUGUACCUUCAUGGAUGUAUCAGCAAUUAUCGAUGGAAGAUUCGGGUCAGGUUGUUCUGAGACACAAAGUUUUUCCUGUUGGAAGGUUUGCAAAGCUGCUUCCGCACUCUACAGAUUUCUUGGAGGUGGAGAAUCCAAAGAUUGAGCUAGAGUCAUGCCUAAGACAUUACCAAGUGCUGUCUGAAGGAGAUGAAAUUCUCUGUUUGUUUGAUGAGAUUGGGCCCAUUAGAUUCACUGUUGCAUGCAUAAAGCCAACAAGCAGUGGAAUAUACAUUGUUGAUACAGACCUUGCAGUAGACUUCCUGGAGCCAAUUGGAUUUAAAGACAAGAUCGAGCGAGAAAAGUCAGUCAAGAAAUACAUCGAGAUCAUGGGUACAGAUCAUAAGGUAAAGCCAAUCAGAAUGACAAGACUUGGACUAUACUUGCAUAAACCAGUGCAGGAUGGUAAUUAA
This is a messenger RNA of Ordospora colligata OC4, 693 nucleotides long. RefSeq names its product ubiquitin fusion-degradation protein. Gene Ontology annotation, cellular component: VCP-NPL4-UFD1 AAA ATPase complex. The coding region runs from base 1 to 693 and encodes 230 amino acids. The record is from RefSeq and is a predicted model, not a curated record. Lineage: Eukaryota; Fungi; Microsporidia; Ordosporidae. The transcript has a single exon. Gene Ontology annotation, molecular function: polyubiquitin modification-dependent protein binding.